AUGGGUAUCUGCUCUAGUAGAUAGAGAGAAAAUUUAUUAACAGAUAUUGAUAGUAUUCCUUUGUUAACUAGAGGUUAACUUGGAUUUGAUGUAAUUGUAGAAAACAUUAAGGUGAAAAUGGACGAUAUUGUAUAAAGUUUAGUAAUUAUGAUAAGUAAAGUUGCAAAGUAGUAAUGAUAAUAUCAAACUUUUCUGCAUUUGAAACUGAAGUAGAGAAGGAAAACUAAGGGUAAUUUUAUGUAAUUUAAUGAUAAUAUUUUUAGUUUAAAUAUAUUCAUAAAUUUUAAUUAAAAACAACAGAGGAGUAAUUAAAAUAAAAAUUUGUUGUAGUCGAGAUACAAAAUGAAAACGGAGAGUAGAUAUCGUCAUUUAAAUUGAAUCUAUAUCAAUUAGCCACAGGUCCAUUUCAUGUUGAUUACGAGUUUUCUUAAGUAGGAUCAAGAAAACACGGAAAAGUGAGUUUGGAUUUCAAAAUGGCUCAAAUUCUUGUUGUCAGAUUUAUUCCAAAGUUAAUUGAUUUCACCUUGAAGGAACCAUUAAGUCACAAUGAAUAUUGCUUCUAAUUAAGGAUGCUGACAUCGUAAUUAUAAUUUCAUUCUGAAUAUUCCCCUGUAUUUUAAAAUCAUUUAUUGCAAAAACCAUAACAACUAUAAUCAAAUAAAUAAAUAGUAUGGAAUGAUUCGAAAGUAGAAAUGGAAGUGGAAGUACCUUUAAUCGAAAUUACUUCCUCAUCAAUUUAAAUAUCCUUGUGGCAUACUAGUAAGGAUGGUAAAAAAGAAAUAGAAUGCGAGGCAUAUGUAAAUUUAAAUUAUGCUUUAACCUAAAAAACUGAAUAUGUAUUUAUUAAGUGAUAUUUAGAUUAUUGAUAAAGGAAUAAAAUCUUAUAAAAUAGACUGGAAACAAAAUAACAGAAGAGCGUGGAAUCAUGGAGUAUAAGAGGGAAUGCUUAAUUAUCAUUUAGAAAUCAUCUUGCCAUUUCAUUUGAAAUAGCAAAUUGUUGGAGUUAGAACCGAUAAGGGAGUAUCCUAAGGAACCAGAGUGAUCAAUUAAGCUAAAGCAAGUAUAAAAGAAAUAUAACAAUUGAGCUCAGCUGGAUAAGGCUUAUUAGACCUAUAGUAUAUUAUCUUAAGCAAAGUAUUUCAAUUAUUAAAAUUAUUAUAGUCAGAACCUGAUUAAAAUUUAAUUACAUAAUAAAAUGGUUACAUCAAUCAGAUCGUUGAAAAUUUAAAGUUGAGUCACAAACAAUCUAUGGUGUGUUUUGAAUAUAAAACUUAAUAGGAUCUCUUUAGUUCUUAAAAACUAUUAAUUGAUUUAGCAAUAAGACUAUUAGAAACAGCAGAUUAACAAUAGGAACAAUUACGAGAAUAAUACUAUGCUAUACUUAAAUUAUUAAUGAAUAGAGGAGAACUCAGUUUGUCUCAAUUGGGAUUUUCUGAUCAAACACAAAAAACUGAUGAAAAACUAUUAAAGUUUAAGAUGGAUAUCGGAUUGAGUUAUUAAGUCUUUUUAUAAAAAGGGUUAUCAACUACUUUAGAGAAGUUAAAGUAAAAGUCACUGGCACAAAAUGAAAGAUCCUUUGUUGAGAAUUUUUUUGCUAAUGCUUAUUUCAGAGUACCAGAAUUCAGAAAUAAAAUAAUCACCAGUGUUUAAAGAGCUGAGGAUGAACAAAUACCUGAGUGGAGAUCUCUGACUAAAUCAAGUGGUGGAAUUUCUAAUUUAGAAUUUAAUGACAUUUUUGAUUGGAACAAGCAUUUCUAUGAAUAUCUUAUGAAAGAUCCAAAAUAUUAUGCAAAUAAUCAUAAAAUGAAUGAAACUAUUAAUUAAACAAUGUGGCAAAAACGAUUAGGUAAAAGAGGAAUUGCUUUCUUUUUAUUUCUCAAAGAAUGGUGUGAUUUGCUAAAUACCUAUAUAGUUAAUAGUAAAAAUGUUCCGUAUCAUUAAUUACCAGGAUACUUUUAGCUAGUUAAGGCAUUUUUUUUAGAAUUAAAAUCAAGAGAAAUAUGUAACUAUCCAGAGGCUUUAAAAAUUGCUUUAUGCUAUUUACUCAGAAAUACAAAUUUAUUAAAUACAAUAAUUGUCAUCUUAUUCAAUAAGGUUAGUUUAUAUAACUCUGACAAUGUAGUUCAUUGUUUAGAUCUUUUAAAUAAAUGUUUUUAAAAAAUAAGUCAAUUUAACUUAUGCAUGCCAUCGUUUUUGGAUCAAAAAUACUUUUUAAAAGGAAUCAGGAUUAUUCUAUCACAAAGUGAACAUGCUUUAAUCAUAGCAAAAUGUUUAGAGUUGAUCUACACCAAUUAUUUAUUGUUUCCAGGUAAAUUUCAAUUUAAAAAUAUAGUGGAUCUAAAGAAAGAAUUGACUGACAUGAUCUUUGAAAACUUAGCUUUCAAAUUUUUUAUUCAUUGGUCUUAUAAUGUCAGAGUAAUAUUUCAUUGUUUUCUUAUUUAUCGCAUUUUCCAUUUGCACAAGCCAAUAAAAGAUCGAGAGUUCAAUGAAGAGUAUAAAAUUUCGUUAUUUUAGAGAUCUAAUUGAAAAAUAUCAAGAAUAAUUGAAACCGAAGAAAUAGCACAGUUAUUUUGACCAAAGGAACUCUUCUAAAUAGAUCAUAGUAUGUAUACAAAUUAAUACAAUAGUCUGAAUAUAUUUAUUUAAAAUACAUUAGAUUAAUGUAGCAAAUAGAAGAAGGAAAACAUUUAUCGAAAUAAAAAAUAAGCUAUUUUAAUUUAGAAAAUAAUACAAGGAUUGAGGAACUCAAAUUUAAACUUAGGAAAUUAUAAUCUAGAAUUUAGAAUAGAGAAAAGAACGAUAGCUUUUCUUAACGUUCUUUUAAGAUUAUACCUGAUAAUUAAUGUGAUGGUACUAUUUUACCAUUACAAUCAACUGAACAGAAUUAGGAAAAAUCAGUUCUAAAUAAAGGCUAGUUGCCUAAAUAAAGGAUUAUAUUGUCAGAAGCUUAGUUAAAAUAUUUGAUCAAAGCAUGCUUUGAAUAUGAUGACUAGAUCUCAUAAUAUUAAAAAUGGAGAUAGACUAAUUUACCUGACAAUUAUAGUACUUUAACUGAAGAAUGUAAGAUUGUUAUAAUACUCAUUUUCAGAAAUUAUCCCUGUAAUCGAAUCUUUCGUCGUACCUGUUGUGAGAAUUCUAGAAUUAAAGGAUGAAAAUGAAGGAAAUCUUAUGCAGAAAGAUGAUUGGUGA
This is a messenger RNA of Paramecium octaurelia, 3189 nucleotides long. Lineage: Eukaryota; Ciliophora; Oligohymenophorea; Peniculida; Parameciidae. The record is from the annotation of a GenBank genome assembly.